CGAUCAGAGCAGAAACAGAGUCGAGUCGAGUCGAGUCUCGAGUGCAGUGUGUGUUUCGCGUUUCGGUUACGAUUUUGGGGAAUUUGGGGAACGGAACUCGGACUCAGAUUCGGAUACGUUUACGAGUUUGAAUUACAAGAGAAAAGCUUUUGCUACCGAUUUUUGUUGGUGUGUGUAAACGAGUGUUUUGUUUUCGAAAAAUUCCAGACAUCGCGCGGACUCACGACUAAAUUAAAUCAAAUCAAAUCAAAUCCCAUACAAUACAAUCCACUACACUACAAUCCUACAAUACAAUCCCCACCACAAUCCAAUAAAAUCCAAUCCAAAAGUUGGCGCUGGUCAAAAUCGAGCCCCAGCAACAGAAAAAGCAACAGCACAACCAAGCAAACGGCAUUCUUUCGCGCAACAACAACAAAAACGUAACCGACUUGAGCGAGAGAGCUGACGUCCGCGAUCGCUCUCUUUCCCACUCUCUCUCACCCUGCUUGCCAGUUGAGUUAGUUGUGUGCGUGUGUGUGUGUGUGAUCGCGCGCGUAUGUGUAUGUGAAUUUUGAUUAAAACGUAGUGUGCUCGUGCUCCCCCUCUCUCCCUCUCUCACUCUCUUCGGCGCCCACAAGUGCGGCCUGGAAUGCGUUGACUGCGCAGUCGCAGCGCGCGAUUUGAAGAGGUCAGGCAGCCAGCAGCAGCAGCAAAAGCAAAAAUAAAACACAGUUUGGUGGCAUUUGAAGCAACAACAGCAAACAAAACGCAAAAGUGUGAACAAAUCAGUGAAGAAAAGUAUAAGAAGAAGCAGCUGGCAGCUGGAGAAAGAGUCAAAGAAAGCAAAAGAUAAAACUUAAACUCUCAAUUUUUGUGGAUUACGCGGCAGCAGAUCGAAGGAAAAACAGCAACAAAUAACAGCAGAGAAACAACAACGAAAAACCAGAGACAAUAUGCCGACAACAACUGCAGCGGCAAACGUUGUCAUCGGCCGUGCAUAAGCAAACGUAUUUCGAACGUGCGCGCUGUAUACGGAAAAUGAUGCAGCAUGCGAGCAUUUUGCACCGUCAGCGCGCCCCUGGAAGUAUGCGCGUCCUCAGCCGAGCAACUGUCACCAGGCUCGCGAUUCCUGGCCCUGAGACUUCUGGGGCAACAGCAGCAGCCGAAAACCCUGUACUUCCUAGUCGAUGCCAAGAGCCGUGUACGAGAGGUCUACACGCAGACAUGUCUGCACUUUGCCACGCAGGGUAUGCUGGACACCGAGCUGUUCGGUCUGGCAGUGCUCAUAGAUGGCGAGUACAUGUUCGCAGACCCCGAGAGCAAGCUCUCCAAAUACGGACCCAAGAGCUGGCGAUCCUCGCACACCCACGGUUUGGAUGCCAAUGGACGGCCACUCCUGGAGCUACACUUUCGCGUGCAGUUCUACAUCGAGAGUCCGUUCAUGCUGAAAGAUGAGACGUCGCGGCACAACUACUACCUGCAGCUGCGGCACAACAUCCUGCAGCGGGAGCAGCUGCCACGGGAGCAUGCCGAGCAGGCGCUGGUCUUUCUGGCCGGCCUUGCCCUGCAAGCGGACCUGGGCGAUGCCCCACCAGCCCCAGCCCCAGCCACAGCACCAGCACCAAGCCAAACCCCAAGCCAAGCCCAGACAGCCAACAAGGAGGACUCCAGCGAGGAGGCUGGCGGCACCGCCACAUGCCCAAGAGCCGCCGCCACAACGAUGACGCUGCCGAAGAUCAGCAAGCGGCUGAGCAGCGCCAAUGAGCGGAUGCUGCGCCUCUCCACGUACGUGGCCUCCACCUCCACCUCCACCUCCAAGCGGGAUUCGCUGCCGCUGCCGCCACUUCCGCCUGCACUGCCGCAGCCGCUGCCCGUGUCCGGCACGGACUACUUCCGCAUCGAGGACUAUCUGCCGGGCAGCCUGAACACGCCCUGGGCGAGGAGUGCGCUGCGGGCAUGCCACCGGGAACACCUGGGCAUGGCCGCAUCCGAGGCGGAGCUGCUGUACAUUCAGCAGGCGUGCAGCCUGCACGAGACGAUCAAUGCGCACACAUUCCGGAUGCGGCUGGCCAAGAGCGAGCAGGGGGCAGGCAGCUCCUGGUUCGUGGUCUAUGCCAAAGGCAUCAAGAUCCUCGGCGGGCUAGAGGGAGCAGGAGCAGCAGCAGAGGCCUCCACCACCAGCACCACCACCACAACCACCUUCCUGUGGCCCAACAUAACGAAGCUGUCGUUCGAGCGAAAGAAGUUCGAGAUCCGUUCGGGGGAGAGCCGCAUCACGCUGUACGCCGCCUCCGAUGAGAAGAACAAGCUGCUGCUGACGCUCUGCAAGGACACGCACCAGUGGAGCAUGAAGCUGGCGGCCCGCCUCAAGGAUGCCCACAAGCGGGAGGAGGAGGAGGCCGAAUCGAAUCGCCUGCACGCCAGCUACGCCUGCUCCCGGAGCCUGCUGCUGCCGUACAAGAGCAAGAACGAGCAGCGCAUCUCGGUGAUAUCCAGCACCAGUUCCAACACCACCUCGGGCAUUGUCAGCGAUCGCGUCCACUCCGAGGAUGAGCUGGAGAUCAUGAUCAACACGCCGCCAGCACCGCUGGCAGCGCCCUCCACCGAGAGCCUGGCCCUGGCGCAUCUUCUGGACAGACCCAGCGUCAGCAGGCAGACCUCGUCCGUGGGCCAGAUGUCCCUCAAAGAUCUGGAAGAGCAGCUGGCGGCGCUGAGCGUGCGCCCAACGGAUACGUCAUCUGGCAACGGAGCAUCUGGCAUAUCGGGCAGCAAUUCCUCCUCGGGGCCCAGAACCUCUCUGUGCAACACCAACGCCAACGACUCUUCGACGGCCACGGAUUCGCCCAGUUCCCAGCACAACAUUGGCUCCCAGUGCUCCUCCACGUGCAGCACUGUGGUGGUGACAUCGCCCGUGAGCGGCGUGGGCGACUCAGGAGCCACAACCGCCAGCAGCAUAGCCGUGCACUCGACAUCGUCCAGCCUGGAGCUGGGCUUCAGCCACACCGCGCAGAACUCGGCGCUGAGUGAAACGAACGCCGAGGACUUUCCGGAGAGCGUAUCCGGCGCCUCGGGCGUGUACACGCUCGCGCAUGGCGCGCCCCCCACAGAGACCUCCGGCGUGUAUACGAUGCACAGCAGCGAGCUGACGGGCCAGUCCUCGGAGAUGGCCGAGUCGGAGAAGAGCUCACACUACGGCAUGUUCCAGCCCACAGAGUCCAUGGAGAUGGAGGACGGGGGACCCUCGGACCUUGUACUGGACCUCGUGGAUGGCGGCAAGAAGCGUGCAGAGUUCCGGCUGCGCUCCGAUUCGAACAUCAGCACGGGCAGCUCCUUCCGCGGCGAUGGCAGCGAUCCCACGGACAACAAGCACUCGCUGCUCUCCGCCGAGGAGCUGACGAACCUCAUCGUGGGCCGUGGCACCUACCCGAGUCGCAAGACCGUGUCCAGCACUUUGCACUCGGACUGCGACUACGUGACGAUGCCCAUACCCCUGGAGGCGACCAGCGAGGCGGAUGACGAGGAGCAGGAGCUGCCGCCGGCACCGCCACCGCCGUACAGUGCACGGCACGAGAAGACGGGCCUGUGUGGACCGCCAGUGGCGCCACCGCCAGUGCCGCCCAUGCCCAAGACAGUGGCCAAGCCCAAGCCCAUGCCCAUCGUAGUGGCAGCGCCGCCCAAGCCAGAGCCACCGCCCAGUCCCAGUCCGGCGCCACCGCCGCCGCCCACAGCACCGCCGCCAUCGGUGGCGUCUCUGCGACGCAGAGAUCCACCGCCAUAUCCCAGCAGCAGCAAGCCCCGACCCACGUCGCUCAUCUCGGUGGCCUCCUCGGCCAAUCCGGCGCCCAGUACGGCCGGAUCUUUGAGUUCUCUCAAGUGCGAGGAGGCGACGGCGCGCUUCAUUACGACGCGACCGCAGAUCAGCAUCCUGAAGGCGCACACCAGCCUCCUGCCCGACGGGGCCAAGCCGAGCUAUGCGGCGCCACACCACUGCUCCUCGGCAGCGUCCUCCAGCGGAUCGGUGUGCAGCCACCAGCUGUCGCAGCAGUCGCUGCACAACUCCAAUUACGCGGGUUCCGGCUCACAGGCGUCCCUGCACCACCAUACGCAUCCGCAUGCGCAUCCACACCACCGGAUGGUGGAUCCGCACCAGCAUCCGGCGCACCAUCCGCACCAUCGGCACUCGGGCUCGGCGGCCAUUGGCAUACCGAUAGUUCCUUACGGCCUACACAAGAGCACCGCCUCGCUGCACCACCAGCAGACGCAGCAGGCGUGCGUCCUGCUGCCGGUGAUCAAGCCGCGCCAGUUUCUGCCACCGCCGCCGCCCAGUCUGCCACGCCAGCCGCCGCCACCACCACCGCCAGCACACCAUCCCCACCAGCUGCAGCAUCCGCAUCCACAUCCACAUCCACAUCUGGCCGGGCAUCAUCUGUACACGAGUCAGCUGGCGCGGAAGCAGCUGGAACUGUAUCAGCAACAGCUGUACAGCGACGUGGACUACGUGAUCUACCCGAUACAGGAUCCGGCCGUCAGCCAGCAGGAGUAUCUGGACUCCAAGCAGGGAUCCCUGCUGGCGGCCAUGGCCCAGGCACCACCACCGCCGCACCACCCAUACCUGGCCAUGCAGGUGUCGCCGGCCAUCUACCGGAGCACGCCCUACCUGCCGCUGGCGCUGUCCACGCACUCGCGUUACGCCUCCACCCAGAACCUGUCGGACACGUACGUCCAGCUGCCCGGCGCCGGAUAUUCGCCGCUCUAUUCGCCCUCGAUGGCCAGCCUGUGCUCCUCGUACGAGCCACCGCCGCCGCCACCGCUGCAUCCAGCGGCGCUGGCCGCUGCCGCUGCGGCCAAUGCGAGCGCCAACGCCUCCUCGAUGUUCGCACGAUCACGAUCAGACGACAAUAUUCUGAAUUCGCUCGACUCGAUGCCCAAAGGGAGGCGCUUGCCGCCGCCACCGCCGCCACCCUAUGUGAACAGGCGCCUCAAGAAGCCGCCCAUGCCGGCGCCCAGUGAGAAGCCGCCACCAAUUCCUUCGAAACCCAGUCCCAGCACGUCGUCGUGCAUCCUGCCGCCACGCAAGCCGCCCACGCUGAAUCCCCACAAUGCCAACAGUCCGCUGACCAAAACCUCCAGCGGCGCCCAGUGGGCGGGAGAGCGGCCGAGGCCCGAUAUGGGCGUGGGCCUGAAUCGCGCUGGCAAUAGCAUUCUGGCCCAGCUGCAGGCCUCCAUGGCAGCGCAGAGUCACGCCCAGGCACAGGCACAGGCCCAGGCACUGGACAUUGCCCUGCUGCGGGAGAAGAGCAAGCACUUGGAUCUGCCACUCAUCUCGGCGCUGUGCAACGAUCGAUCGCUGCUCAAGCAGACCAAGGUGAUGGUCAAUCCGAAGAAUGCCAACGAAGUGGGAGGAGCAACAGCAGCAGCAACCUCCUCCUCCACCUCCAGCGCCAGCGCCAAUGCGAAUGGAAACGCCAACUCCAACUCCACGUCGCCCUAUUCGGGCGGCGGCGCUGGAACACUGAGCAAAACGCGAAAGCAAAACUCUGCUGCAGUGGUCAGCCAUCGGCAUCCGCAGGACAAGCUGCCGCCGCUGCCCGUACAGCAGCUGGCGGAGGCCAACAACUAUGUCAUGGAUCCCGCUGUGGUGAUGAAGCACCACAAGAGCUACAACAACUCGCAGACCUAAAACGGAGAAACGGAAAUGGGAAGGAAAGCAAAGCGAAGCGAAGCGAAGGCCAGACGACACUCUUCUCUCUAGUUCGAAUUGCUGUUUGAUGUGUUUGUAUAUGUGUAUUUGUGAUGUGUGUGUGUGUGUGUGUGUGGUGGCAUGCUACAAUUGGAAAGAUUUGCAUAGAUCGAGAGUCGAGAGUUGAGAGUUUGAGAGUUGGAGUUGAGAGAUCGAUCACAGUGUUUCGGACGCGGUGCGUAGACAGAAGAAUUCGGACAGAUCUAGAACCACAAAACAGACCCCUAAACAGCAGCAGAACAGAAGCAUAACAGUAACAGUGCAGUAAAAGUAACAGUGCAGUAAAAGUAACAUUGCAGUAACAGUUUAACGUGCAGUAACAGUUUAACAGUGCAGUAACAGUUUAACAGUGCAGUAACAGUUUAACAGCUUAACACGAACGUAACGCGACGUAACGUAAGAACCUCAAGAACAACGCAUUCAAAUAACAGAACCCAGUCUAGUCACAGUUAGAGAAGAGGGACAGAGACAACCAUACAGAGAAUGACAAAAACAAAACAAAAAACCAGAGAGAAUUGAUAGAGAGAGAGCGAGAAAGAGAGAGGUAGGAGCACCACUAUAUUAACUACGGAGAAACGAGAAACGGAAACAAUACUCAAGUAUAAAAUACGACAACUACUUAAUUACACUAAACACUAAAGCUUAAUACGAAUAGUCUUAGUAGCGGCAACUUAGGCCAGAUGCGAAUACUUACACUAACUACAACUACUUCCGCCCAAACAACUGUGAUUGAUUUUUUUAACUUUAAACUUAACUACAUUUUAAUGCUACUUUAGUCAGCAACAAGAACAACAAACAACAACAACAUCGAAUGCAACAAAACAAAACAAAAACUAUGCAAAUUUUUAUAGUACGUAGAAUCGCCCCACCCUCACUCACCCCCUCACGCACACAUUAUACCACCACAACGAAUCGGUUCCAGCGAAUGAUCCAUACGUAUGAUCCGUAUAUCGUAUAUUGUAUUGUAUCGUAUUGCACAUUCGCUGGACGAAAGGAACUAAAGAAUUUCAAGAGUGCCCAGACUUGCCCAUUACCAACACCGCCCCCGCUCACACCCACCGUAUCUGAAUUUAGCGAGUGAAAACGAGAGAGAGUUGAUAACGUUCUAUAUAUUUUUUUGUAUCCAUUUUUGUGUUUUUAUUAUUAUUAUCUUUUGUCGUUUAACCAAGCCAACCCCUCUGGAGAGAAUGUGUGUGUUUUGUGUGUGUGCAAAAAUGAUUUCGAGUUUUUCGAUGGAUGUCACAAAUAUUUGCGUAGAUUUUUCUCGACUAAAAGUCUAUGGCUAAAUUGAGUAAUGUGAUUUUUGAGAAAAUGUAAAAAUUUUUGCCAUAUAUAUCUUACAUAUAUAUAUAUAUA
Messenger RNA from Drosophila obscura, 7075 nucleotides. It is a transcript of the gene ex, whose product is annotated as protein expanded. Gene Ontology annotation, cellular component: cytoskeleton; cytoplasmic side of apical plasma membrane. Gene Ontology annotation, biological process: positive regulation of hippo signaling. The record is from RefSeq and is a predicted model, not a curated record. The transcript is spliced from 7 exons. The coding region runs from base 1028 to 5659 and encodes 1543 amino acids. Lineage: Eukaryota; Metazoa; Arthropoda; Insecta; Diptera; Drosophilidae.